Cololabis saira (Pacific saury) is the source of this 3393-nucleotide messenger RNA. RefSeq names its product sentrin-specific protease 5-like. The record is from RefSeq and is a predicted model, not a curated record. Gene Ontology annotation, biological process: protein desumoylation. Lineage: Eukaryota; Metazoa; Chordata; Actinopteri; Beloniformes; Belonidae. Gene Ontology annotation, molecular function: deSUMOylase activity. The coding region runs from base 338 to 2536 and encodes 732 amino acids. Gene Ontology annotation, cellular component: nucleus. The transcript has 10 exons.
UGACGUGUCCGAGAAGCGACGGCCGCUUGUCUUGUUGUUUCUUCAAAUCGUGGCCAGACGAAACUGUUAAUUUCACACACAAGGAGAACAUGGUACUGCUGUGAACACUUGCCAUGUCCAUGUGCACUAUCCUCAAGAACUUCUGUGAUGGAAGAGGCUUAAGAAGAGCUGCUUUUCUACACAGCAGAAGUUUUUUGCAAGACGAUAACAACAGUGAGGAUACAAAUUAAGAAGAAUACUCAAGAAUACUUGUUUAGCAGCAACCCAAAAGGGAAGAGAGGACAGCACUUUAUUGAGGGGUGUUGGGGAUGGGGUUGAAGAGCCAAAGUAGGACGUCAUGGUUCACAGCGACUCUGCUUCCCCAAUGAAAACGACAGCUUCACUCUCACCUCACUUAACUAUUGCUGCCACAGCACAUCCUUUAGUGCCUCCCUCGGGAGGCUCGACGGAUCAGGACCAAAAGCAGACCCCCACAGAACCGGCCAUCAAGGACCUUACGUCAGAUUCUGCCCAGCCCUCUACUCCAGAUCCUGCUGAUGCACAACCACCUGCUAAAAAUACAACAAAAACAUUAAGUACUAGCUCAAGCCCAUCAUUCAGGCACACUACAGAGCCCUCAACUCCUGAACAGGGCCCGAUCAAUGGCCGUACAUCAGGAAGGAAGAGGACUCCUAAGUCCUGUGACUGUUGUGGCCCCAACAGUGCGGGGCACAAUGUCGGAACCCAGGGGAAAGGGAGGGGGAGACGAAGAGGGAGGGGGACUGAUGGCGAUCUUGGAGACAUCCCGAAGAAAAGAGGGGGGAAGUUGACACAUAUAAGAAACUUUGAACUGACAAAGAACAAAGUAGACGAAUCUGAGGAUGGGGAUGACACACAACAGAAGGUCCAGUGUGUAGCAACAGCUGAUACUCAGUCACAAAGCCCCGUCUCAGUCAUCUCACAGGAUGGACCAUUAAAAAUCUGUAUUGCUCCACAGAAAAGGGAGGAUGCUUCGGUUGAACACUCAGGGGUUGUUGGUGCGGUAGAGAAAGGAGGUGUGGAUAGAAGGGACCUGGACACCAUAACAGUAUGCAGCGGGGCUGUGGCGGUGAGAGGUAGAGGGAGAGGAAUGAUAAAAGCCGCCUUUCCAUCAAAAACUGAAUUUAACGUUGAAAUAAACAGUGGAAAUAAAGGAGACGUUAUCAGUUCAAGAACGGGUGCCUUAACUCGCCCAGCACAGAAAAUAAAGGAAAACCGAGAUUCACAGUUGCACCAUGGAGACCAAAAAGAGCCCGGCUCAGUUGAAUGUCUGUUUGGAAAUGGAGACACAGUAAACCUAUCUGACACUGAAGUAGAGAUGGUGGACAGUAUCAUCGUGAGUGAAUCUGAAGAUGGAAUACUGUCCAUCUCACUGAUGAAACAUCCUGCUUCGUCAUUACGACCUUCCAAGGACGUUGACUCUGUAAUGCUGGUGGACCAAAUUUCUGAUGGAACAGACCAAGGUGCUUCCCCCGUAACACCGUCCAAUGAAAGCAUCACCUCGCCAGACUGUGACCAAAAAUCCUCAUCCAUGGAAGUGGAAACUUGCCCCCCAGCUACCGUAUCCCCCCCAGAUCAUGGUCCUAUAACUGUUAGCAGUAUAAAUGACUGUUGGGCAUUAACAGAUCACAAAAUCUACUGUCAACCUGGCACAUGGGCAAAAGAUGAGAUGGAAGAAAGUUUGAUGAAAAAACGGAUGGAUAUAGAUGCACGGAAAGAAGCAAGCCUGGAUCAGCUUGCUGAUACUGUCCACGAGUUUCUUGAGGACUUCUAUCUGAAAUAUGGCAGCUUCAUUCCUCUCAGUGAAACUGAUGUUCUGGAACACCUGAAGAAGAAAGGCAACACUGAUUUCUGCAACAGUGGCCUGGACAUCAAAGGGGAGAUGAGUCGCUACCGGGCGGGGCUGGCCUCUGUUCCCAUCGCCGGCUUCAUGGUCAUGUAUAACAAACACACGCUGAGCCUGGAGGAUCUCUGCACAUUAGAGGAGCAGAACUGGCUCAAUGACCAGAUUAUCAACAUGUAUGGAGAACUCAUUAUGGAUGCAACAGAGCACAAGGUUCAUUUUUUCAACAGCUUUUUCCACAAGCAGCUGGUUGCCAAAGGUUAUGAUGGUGUGAAGAGAUGGACUAAAAAAGUUGACUUGUUCUCCAAGUGGUUGUUGUUAAUUCCAAUCCAUUUAGAAAUCCACUGGUCACUUGUCACAGUCACCAUGGCAACCAAAACCAUCAGCUACUAUGACAGCCAAGGCAUUGUCUUCAGACAUACCACAGAUAACAUCAUGAAAUAUCUGCAGUCUGAAGCCAGAGAGAAGAAGCAGGCAGCUUUCCAGAAAGGCUGGAAGAUUACCAUCAUUAAGGGUAUUCCUCAGCAGAAAAAUGACAGCGACUGUGGAGUUUUUGUCCUUGAGUACUGCCGUCGUCUCUCGGUGAAGCAGCCUCUGCUGUUCAGCCAGGACGACAUGCCUCACAUUCGAAAGAGAAUCUACAAGGAGCUGUGUGACUGUCAUCUCAACAACUGAAUAACGGUUGCCUUUGUUCACCGUCUGUUUGCCAGUUGAUGCGGGUGUCGGAGGUUUUUUUUUAGUUUUUUUUUUUUUUUUUUAGCUAAUAGUUGGUUAAACCCUAAGCUAAACCAACUUGACCAUCUGUAUCCCGGGGAGUGCUUGCCUCUCCACCCUUCUUUCACUGAUAGCAGAGAACUCAUGACUACGAUACCAGUCUGGUACUAUAUCAGAUCUUUACUUGCAAUCUUGCAAAGAACUACUGAAGUGGCCCCCUACUGACCCCAGAAAAUGACGGUCCCGAGGUCCCCUCCAAGGAUUGCACACCUGCAAACUUCAAGUUGUUUUCUGCUUUCUCCAGUUGCCCCAGCCCGCCAGGAUUUUCUAUGAAAUAAUGAACAAUGACGCGAUUGAGGUGACCUGUUAUAUGGACCCGUAUCAGUUGGGUGGAUCUCUCUUCCCAGAUGGAGUGGCCUUACCUCCUACAUGGCCAUUUUAAACGGAAAGACUUUUUAACAGCUCUUUUUAUGCUGGACCCAAGCCGUUGUAUAAAUACAGUUAUUAUGCAUGUUUUAUAACAUGUUUAUAAAGCUAGCAUAGGUGAUAAAGUGGACCAGCAGUUCACUUAAAACUUGAAGGCCUGCGUUGAGUUUGUGCUUUUUGGACUUUAGACAUUUGCACAAUAAGAGGCCUAUCCGUUGAAGUCUAUCGAAGAAUAUUAACUGAAUGUUAAAAUUGUAUUUUUUUUUCUUCCCACCGUACAGGCUAACAGCUUCCAACCAGGAUUAUGUUUUUUAACGGCAUAGUUUUUGGUUAAAGUGUCUGAUUUGACACCAUGCUGCACUCAGAUUUUUAAUAAAAUUCCAGUAUCAUGA